Molecule: messenger RNA, 1618 nt
Organism: Uloborus diversus
Lineage: Eukaryota; Metazoa; Arthropoda; Arachnida; Araneae; Uloboridae
Product: neuronal acetylcholine receptor subunit alpha-10-like
Exons: 7
Coding region: 16-1356 (446 amino acids)
Biological process (GO): chemical synaptic transmission; nervous system process; signal transduction
Cellular component (GO): neuron projection; synapse; postsynaptic membrane
Molecular function (GO): transmembrane signaling receptor activity; acetylcholine-gated monoatomic cation-selective channel activity
Source: RefSeq, a predicted model, not a curated record
UUAACAAGAUACUUAAUGUCAAAUUAUGACCCAGCUGUUAGACCUGCUUUUAAUGCAUCCCAACCGUUAAAAGUGGCAUUUGAUAUGGCCUUGUACCAGAUACUUGAUGUGGAUGAGAAGAACCAGAUCCUAGUUACAAACGGUUGGCUAACUCAAAAAUGGACUGAUGUUCACUUAAGGUGGAAUGCAUCCGAUUUUGGAGGCAUUUCCGUUAUCAGGCUACCAGCGGCACAUGUAUGGAGACCAGAUAUUGUUUUAUAUAACAACGCUGAUUCCCAGUACAGCGUUGCAAUUGUCAACACUAACGUCAUAGUGCAAGCUAGUGGAGAUGUGUUGUGGCCUUCAGCAGGCAUCUUUAAAAGCAUAUGUGGCAUGAAUGUUGAAUUCUUUCCAUUUGACGUCCAAACAUGUACUUUGAAGUUUGCCUCAUGGGCAUAUGAUGGAUCACAGUUGGACCUAAUACGAAUAAAAGAAUAUGGUGACUUCACACACUAUCAGUCAAAUGGUGAAUUUGACUUAGACGAGUUUUCAUCAAAAGUCAGUUCUGAGCGCUACCCCUGUUGUGAAGAAGCGUACCCAGAUGUUACUUAUGUCAUUAAAAUACGCCGGCGUCCUAUGUUCUAUGUCUUCAAUCUAAUUUUGCCUUGUCUUCUCAUCAAUGGAAUAUCGUUACUUGCGUUCUAUGUUCCUUCAGAAUCAGGAGAAAAAGUGACGUUAAGCAUAAAUACCUUGUUGUCACUUACAGUAUUUCUUAUGCUGGUGAAAGACAGCUUGCCGCCAACGCAACAGACUCCACUUAUUAGUUUGUACUAUGGUUUGACAAUUUGCUUGGUAGCAUUGGCUACUGCUUUUUCUGUUUUGACACUAAACGUCCAUCAUAAAGGAAACCGCGGUGCUGAAGUCCCUAAUUCGAUGCGCAGAUUUAUUCUCGGAUUCCUUGCUAAGAUCGUCUUUGUCAGUUGUAGAUGGAAGACCUCUAAGCGAAAAGAAGACGCAUCACAUGUCGUGGAUCCUUUCUCAGAUGACUCCUCAUCAAAAGAUGAAAAAAUUCCAAUGGACCACAUCGAAAGAUACUCGUUUUCUCCUAGGUUGAGACACCGAAAGGAAACCGACAGCGGAGGAAGUGAUGUCACCAGUGAAGAAUUUGAAAGACAUUUCCUCCGUGUUUUAAACAAAGUCUAUGAAACCAUUGAACGCCAUGAAGCUCGUUUAGCAGAACACGAAAGACAGGAAAAUAUUCGCACAGAAUGGCAACAAGUAUCUGUGGUGUGUGACCGCUUUUUGAUGGGCCUGUUCUUGCUUGCUACGACAGUAAUCACGUUUUUCAUCCUGUUUACUUCACCUCACGGUGCUUGAGUGAUAAUUUAUCAAAAACUUUGUAUUGAUUGAUGAAAUAAAUCAAUACCCAUCUAACUGCGCUCUUUUUAUCCGUACAACAAACGUCAAACGCUACAAAGAUAGAGCUCUGAAAAGAUUUUUUGCAGCAAGAGUGACAACCUUUUUACUAAAAGUACUGACAAUAAAACUACAUCAGAGUUAAGACUGGGUAAUGAAACCUGCAUUUAGAAGGAUAGUGCUGAUUGUACAAUACGGUCCUAUUUCCUCUUAUCUACGUGGA